Molecule: messenger RNA, 396 nt
Organism: Rodentolepis nana
Lineage: Eukaryota; Metazoa; Platyhelminthes; Cestoda; Cyclophyllidea; Hymenolepididae
Source: the annotation of a GenBank genome assembly
AUGGAUGCGUCCGCGCUCAGGUCUUUAUCGGAUGAUGAUUUGCGUGAAAAAUUGGAGGAGCACGGAUAUAAGCCCCCACCAAUUACAGAUGGCGCUGUUCGGGAAAUUAUGAGGAGAAAACUAUUCAAGUACCUGAAUCCUAAUGGCAAAUAUCCGGAAGAGGAUGAACUUUGUGAUGCAGAAUCUGAAGUCGACGAAGACGGUGUAGUUGUGGUUCGUGGGGGGAAGCGUUUUGGAGCUGGUGAUACGCCUUCUGCUUCAAAAUCGCGAGUUUCUUAUAACAAUAGCUCGGAAACAGCUCAGAGAUCUUCAUUUCCUGUUUUUGUUGCUGCCUGUCUAAUAGUAAUGAACAUCAGCCUUGCUGUAUGCAUCUUUUACCGUGAUUGGCUCUUCUAA